Molecule: messenger RNA, 1365 nt
Organism: Pelecanus crispus (Dalmatian pelican)
Lineage: Eukaryota; Metazoa; Chordata; Aves; Pelecaniformes; Pelecanidae
Source: RefSeq, a predicted model, not a curated record
AUGGAUAUGCACAUCAGGAAGAUGGCACGGUUGUUGGACAAUGAUAAGCUUUUGGAAAAAGUUGGGGUGACCGCAAAAUCCAGUCUACAGCAUGAUCAUCUGCCAUGUCAAGAUUUUACUAUGUCUCAUCUAGGACCAGAUAAUGGAUUGCUGAGAGUACAAAUGAAGAAAAUGCCGUCUAAAAAGGUGCAAACCACAGAAGAAUGGCUAAGAAACUACAGUUUAGAAUCCUUGCAAUUAACGUUAGAGCAUCUGAUAAAUGAAGGCAAUAUUAUUUUGAAUUCAGGAAAUGGUGUUGAAGAGAUGGAGUUUACAGAAGAGACCGUUACCGAUUUUGAGUCCAGACUUUCUGAAGUGAUUGAACUUUAUCAGCACCGAAUUCAGUGGCUGUUGCAGGACAGCAGAAAGGUAUUUGGUCUUAUAAAAGGAACCAAAGUUGGACUUGUGGUUAAUGUGUCUCAUAUGAGUUAUGGACCUAGACUACUGGAUUUUAAGAAGGACCUUUUGUGCUUAAUAGAUGAACAGCUAUGUUAUAAGAAGCAAUUGUACUGCCUUUCAUUCAGCACAGAAAUUUCACGUCUGUGGGAGAGUCCAAAAUCCAUCAAUGUUCAUGUGCUACAUGAAGCAAGACAGUGGAUACAACAGCUGGAGCCUGGUCGAGGCUGCAAUUUGCUGAAAGCCUUAAAACAUGUCCUUGUGAUGAAAGAACUGAAUUCUCUGGUUCUUAUUGUAGGAAGCUGCCCUGAUCAAUCUUUGGAAAUAUUGUCUGACUAUGCUCAGCAAUGUAUGCUGGGGAGAAAACUACACGCUCAUGCUGUUACAUAUGAUUGCAGCAAUCUUGCUUCUCUUGCAGUUCUAAAGAACCUUGCAGAAGCUGUAAGAGGCCGUUAUCAUUGCUACUCUUCAAAGGGAGAGAAUUUUGAUAGCAGUGAUGUUCAUCUGCUACUUCAGGAAUCCCAGAAGGCUAAGGACUUGCUCAAGAGCAUCAAACAGACUUUUCAAAGAAGAAUUGGUGGCUCACUUAUUAGUAGAAUAGCAGAUGUUUCCACAGAAUUUGCAAAUACAGCACUUUCCAACUUCUUACCAAAGCCUCCAAAGCACGAAGGACCAUUAGUUAUUCAAACACCGUGUGUCCUGGCCAAAACCUCAACAGACUGGUUAAAGACAAAUGGACUGAAAGCUAAAAAGUUAAACCUUUAUCAAGUUUUGGCUCCCAAUGCUUUCUCUCCUGUGGAAGAAUUUGUACCUAUUCUUAAAAAAACAGUAUCAUCAACUCUGCAUGAGAAGGCAAUGAUGCAGUUUGAGUGGCAUGAUGGAACUGUGAAAAAUAUCCACAUUGACUUGCCAGUAUUAUACAACUAUCAG